Molecule: messenger RNA, 1206 nt
Organism: Phoenix dactylifera (date palm)
Lineage: Eukaryota; Viridiplantae; Streptophyta; Magnoliopsida; Arecales; Arecaceae
Product: short-chain dehydrogenase/reductase 1-like
Cellular component (GO): membrane
Molecular function (GO): oxidoreductase activity, acting on the CH-OH group of donors, NAD or NADP as acceptor
Source: RefSeq, a predicted model, not a curated record
UAUAUAUAUCCUGGAUAACCCACCAUGCAAGGCAAUAAAAACCCUGGCAUAUAACUAAUCCAACCCACGAGCAAGGGAAGAAAACCUACUCUUCUGAUCGGCUUCAGGCAUGGAAGGAACCAUUUGCAGCCCCACAGAGAAGAGGAUUGCAGUUGUUACGGGAGGGAACAAAGGGAUUGGGCUGGAGAUAUGUAGGCAGCUGGCUCUUAAUGGGGUCAGGGUCAUACUAACAGCCAGAGAUGAGAAGAGGGGUCAGGAGGCAGUGGAGAAGCUCCGAAAGUGUGGGCUCUUUGAUGUACUCUUUCAUCAGUUGGAUGUGACCGACUCUUCCAGCAUUGCUUCCUUUGCGGAUUUCGUCGGAACCGAAUUUGGCAAGCUUGACAUUCUAGUGAAUAAUGCGGCUAUUGUAGGACUGACAAUAGACGUUGAGGCUUUACAGGCCUCAAAACAAUCAAAUAAUGUGCAGGAAGCCAAAGAUGUUAAAGAUAUACCAGAUUGGAAGAAACCUUACAUGCGAGAAACUUUAGAAAGAGCAGAAGAAUGCUUCAAGACAAAUUAUUAUGGCACCAGAGAUGUUACAGAAGCAUUAAUUCCCCUUCUCCAGUCAUCAAUUUCUGGAAGAGUAGUAAAUGUUUCUUCUAGCCUUGGGCAACUCAGAGUUAUCUCAAAUGAAAAGCUUAAGCAAGAUCUAUCAAAUGUUGAUGGCCUAACAGAAGAGAGAUUGGUCGAGCUGUUGAAUUUGUUUAUCAAAGAUUUCAAGGAGGGUUUCCUGGAUGCCCAUGGUUGGCCAACCAUUGCUUCAGCAUAUAAACUAUCUAAAGUACUUAUCAAUGCCUACACCAGGAUUCUUGCAAAGAAGUAUCCCGCCCUAUGCAUAAACUGUGUGAAUCCUGGUUAUGUCAAAACUGAUUUAAACGGGAAUACCGGGAUCCUAAGUACCAAAGAAGGUGCUGAAGGUCCUGUCAUGUUAGCCUUGCAAACUGGUACCGGUCCUUCAGGCCUUUUCUUUGACCAAACCGAAGUGUCAACUUUUUGAAUGAGAUUAAUAAUACUUUGUGGAUGGGAAGAUGCGAAAGAAGCCUGUAUAACAUUGCAUAAGCUCUCCCCACCAAGCUCAAUAUGUUGAAAUGAAGAGAUCCAAUUGUUAGAUGUAUGUCCUAGAAGCCAAUCUGGCGGACACAUUAUUAAUUCUGGGACAUAAAUUUG